Molecule: messenger RNA, 1763 nt
Organism: Topomyia yanbarensis
Lineage: Eukaryota; Metazoa; Arthropoda; Insecta; Diptera; Culicidae
Product: cytochrome P450 6A1-like
Exons: 2
Coding region: 91-1587 (498 amino acids)
Molecular function (GO): iron ion binding; monooxygenase activity; oxidoreductase activity, acting on paired donors, with incorporation or reduction of molecular oxygen
Source: RefSeq, a predicted model, not a curated record
AAGACCGUACGGUCACACUUGUUUACAUCAGUGGUGAGCAGAACGUGUUCGAAGUCGGUUAGGAUUGACAAGUAAACGGCAAUUGACAAAAUGUGGUUCUAUCUAGCCCUGCUGGCAGUCACUUUGGCAGUGUUUUGGGUUCGGAAAAGGUACUCGUACUGGAAGGACCGGGGAGUGGCUUAUGUGAAACCGAUGUUCCCCGCCGGGAACCUUAAAGGCUUUGGGAAUAAGGAGCAUAUUUCUACCGUCAUGGAACGUUGCUACAAGCAGCUGAAGGGAACCGGCCCAUUCGGAGGUAUUUUUUUCUUCACGAAUCCGGUGGCGAUCGCGUUGGAUUUGGACUUUAUAAAAACUGUGCUGGUGAAAGAUUUUCAAUACUUCCACGACCGAUCGGUGUACUACAACGAGAAGGAUGAUCCUCUGUCGGCCCAUCUCUUCAGUAUGGAAGGAACGAAAUGGCGCAAUUUGCGGGCUAAACUGACGUCCACAUUCACCUCCGGCAAGAUGAAGAUGAUGUUUCCAACGAUCACCGGUGUUGCCGAAGAGUUUCAGAAAUUGAUGAUCCAGGAAGUGCAGCGGGGCGACGAGAUUGAGAUGAAGGAAAUUCUGGCCCGAUUUACAACGGACGUGAUUGGAAGUUGUGCCUUUGGAUUGGAAUGCAACAGUUUACAUGAUCCGGAGGCGGAGUUUCGGCGAAUGGGGAAAAAGGUGUUCGAGCCUAAUACGGCUCGGUUAAUUAAAGUGAUUUUGGCACAACAGUUCCGUUCAAUAGCUCGCGCGCUGCAUUUUGCCGCGGUGGACAAAAAUGUUUCACGUUUCUUCAUGGGUGCCGUGAAAGAUACUGUUGAAUAUCGUGAGAAAAAUAAAGUGGAAAGAAACGAUUUUAUGAAUCUGCUGAUAAAGUUAAAAAAUGCGGAAGCGAUUGAAGAAGGAUCUGCUAAUAAUUUAGGAGCAUUGACUUUAGAGGAAGUAGCAGCGCAAAGCUUCGUGUUUUUCCUUGCUGGUUUUGAGACAUCAUCUACGGCAAUGUCCUACUGCUUGUACGAGCUAGCAUUGAAUUCGGAACUUCAAGACAAGGCACGAGCUGAUGUUAUGGAGACAUUGAAAAAACACGGUUCAAUGACAUAUGAAGCAAUUCAGGAAAUGAAUUACAUCGGUCAGUGUAUCAAUGAAUCUCUUCGAAAGUAUCCACCGGCUUCCAACAUCACUCGAUCAGUAACCAAAGACUACAAAGUUCCCGAUACCAAGAUUACCCUCGAACAGGGUUCCACGUUGGUUAUCCCGGUGUACGGGUUGCAUCAUGAUCCAGAAUAUUAUCCAAAUCCCGAGCGUUAUGAUCCAGAUCGAUUCACACCGACACAGGUGGCCAUGCGGAAUCCAUAUUGUUUCAUCCCGUUCGGCGAGGGACCAAGAAUCUGUAUCGGUAUGCGAUUUGGAUUGAUGCAGGCCCGGGUUGGUUUGGCUUAUCUUUUAAGAGACUUUCGGUUUACACUGUCCAGUAAGACACCGGUGCCGUUGAAAAUCUCCCCCGGUAGUGCAGUGUUGACUUCGGAAGGAGGGUUGUGGCUGCACGUGCAGAAAUUGUAGAUUGUUAUUUUAGCUAUGAACGUAUGAUUAGUGCUUGAAACGUUUAGUGUGCCUGUGAAAUAGCAUUUAUUUUGUGCAAUAAAUAUACAUAUAAUUAGUUUCUAUCAAGUUCUAUAGUGUUAAGCAGUGAUGUUCAAUAUGAGGCUGAAAUAUAUAAUUAAAAGAAAGAUUAGAAA